AUGUCCGCUUCAGAUUCUUCCUCCUCCUCACAGUCCGAAUACGUGACUCUGGUGUCCGGCGAUGGAUUCGAAUUCGUCAUCCCGCGCAGCACAGCCUGUGUGUCCGGGACGAUACGUCGCAUGUUAGAGCCGUCUAGUCGUUUCUCAGAAUCCGUUACCGGUCGAUGCGUCCUCGAGAAUAUCAGCGGCAUCGUGUUGGAGAAAGUGUGCGAGUAUUUCUGCUACAAUGAGAAGAAUAAGAACCAGACGUAUGUCCCGGAUAUGGAUAUUCCGCCGGAGUUGUGUUUGGAGUUGUUGAUGGCGGCGGAUUAUUUGGAUGCUUGA
This is a messenger RNA of Aspergillus vadensis CBS 113365, 324 nucleotides long. RefSeq names its product elongin C. Gene Ontology annotation, molecular function: protein-macromolecule adaptor activity. Gene Ontology annotation, biological process: ubiquitin-dependent protein catabolic process. The coding region runs from base 1 to 324 and encodes 107 amino acids. Gene Ontology annotation, cellular component: elongin complex. The record is from RefSeq and is a predicted model, not a curated record. The transcript has 2 exons. Lineage: Eukaryota; Fungi; Ascomycota; Eurotiomycetes; Eurotiales; Aspergillaceae.